UCUGAUAAUUUUGCAGCCACACCAAGCGUUGACUGUUCUGAAUCCAAUUUGUAUGCCCAUAUAGUAUAGUUGUACUCCCUUUAAACCAAGUGUGCUAAUGACAUCUUUGUAAGCUUGUCGACUGAAGAGAGCGCGGGUAAGAGAAACCGAAUAUCUAACGAAUGUCGAACGUCAAACUAACUUUACCUUGGUCAACCUCUCUCAGUCCAUAUUACAUGUGAACGUCAGCGAUGGGCUCGGCUCCGAAAAUGACACACACGGUUCUUUUGAGUGUUACGAUAAGCUUGAUGGCCGUCGUCUUUGGCCGCAGUCCACGCACCGUGGAUCAGGUAUCGGAGGCUGAUAUCCAGCGCCUGCUUCACGGCGUGAUGGAGCAGCUUGGUAUUGCUCGGCCCAGGGUGGAGUAUCCCGCGCACCAGGCCACCAACAUAGUGGGUCCUCUCAGUAUCCAGGGUGGUGCCCAUGAGGGACUCCAGCAUCUCGGACCUUAUGGGAACAUCCCCAACAUUGUUGCUGAGUUAACUGGGGACAGUGUUCCCAAAGACUUCAGUGAGGACCAUGGGUACCCCGACCCUCCCAAUCCUUGCCCCCUUGGAAAGACUGCUGCUGAUGAAUGUUUAGAGAACUCUCCAGACACUGCAGAAUUUAGUAAAGAAUUCCAGAAACAUCAGCACCUUUUUGACCCCGAGCAUGACUACCCUGCACUAGCAAAGUGGAACAAAGGACUGUUGUAUGAAAAACUGAAGGGUGGGCCAGAAAGAAGAAAAAGGAGUGCAAAUCCCUAUCUGAUGGGACAGAGGCUGGAUAAUGUUGUGGCCAAGAAAUCAGUGCCACAUUUCCCAGAGGAAGAUGAGGUUGAAACCUCUACAAGCAAUAUCAAGACCUGAACAUCAUGUUGCUCUUUAAUAUCUGUAUAAUAAAAAUGACUUAUCAGUAUCACAGUAAAGUUAAAGCAUUAAAUUGUGUGCGAUAUUCAAAUGAAUCAUAUUAUGGAAAGAGAAGGAAAAGGUGUUUGUAACAUGAAUGAUUUUUAUCUUGGCUUAAACUUUGUUGUAAUAACAUUUAAUCAAAUAAAAUGAUGUAUAUGUUCAUGUGCAGAAAUACUGAGGCAUUGUGAAUCAUCAUUUAGAAUUACAAAAGUCAAUUUUCAAUAUCACAAUAUGCAUCCAUAGUUAUCAUGAAGGGCCUCACCCUCUCGAGGCACUGGGACAUCCCCAAAAUGCUGUGAAUGAUCUUAGGUUCAGAGGAGGCGUGGACUGCCCCUUGUAUUCUGAACCAGUCUCUUAAAUAUCAGCAUUCAGAACUUCCAUCCCUUAUUUUGACUACACUUUGAGAUCUGGAUCAUUUGAGUCAAUCUAUACUCAUUGUAGUUUCGUCCAUGAGAAGAGGGACAAACAAUUAUUAAUCUAAGGUAACUUUACAAAUCUGCUCAAUAAUUAUGUAUGUUUUGCUAAAUGUUUAUAUAUUAAUAUUCACACCUGAAAUUUCCUUAAAAUUAUGCAUGAAAGUUGAGUAAAAAAAAAAAAAAUCCUUAUUUACAUAUUCCAUUAUAGUUUGUGAAAAUAUAUGAAAAGUACAUUUUUGUAAUAUUUUGAGGCAUAUAUGCAUAUAUGUACAAGUAUGUGAUUUUUUUUUUUUAUAUCACCGAAACUAUACAUGAACAUAUAUUAUAGAGUAUAUGUGUGUUACAUGUAUUGCCAUAUAUUAGAUUUCUGUAUGGAGUGUUUCCUUUUAAAAUAGCUUAAAUCUAUGAAUUAUAAAUGCUCAAGUAUAUGACUUUAUAUUAGUGAAAUCCAUACGAGCAUACACAUUGUGUUUUACACGUAUUUCAUGAUAUUUCUGUAUGGAAAAACAGCUUAAAUCUAUAAAUUUCAACAAAUAAUAAAUAAUUAUU
Molecule: messenger RNA, 1894 nt
Organism: Myxocyprinus asiaticus (Chinese sucker)
Lineage: Eukaryota; Metazoa; Chordata; Actinopteri; Cypriniformes; Catostomidae
Product: neuroendocrine protein 7B2-like
Exons: 6
Coding region: 231-887 (218 amino acids)
Biological process (GO): neuropeptide signaling pathway; regulation of hormone secretion
Cellular component (GO): secretory granule
Molecular function (GO): enzyme regulator activity
Source: RefSeq, a predicted model, not a curated record